AUGACAGACUCGCCUUGGUCAAAGGGCUCCUGGCUCAACGCUCCUUCUCAAGUUACAAUUGAUAACGAUAGACUUAAGAUCACAACUGAUGAAAAAACCGACUUUUGGAGACAGACAUUUUACGGCUUCACGCGUGACAGUGGCCACUUCUUUGGCAUAAAGACGGGAAGUAGCUUUACAGCUGAGUUGAGAGUUCAAGGCUCAUAUGAAUCCCUUUAUGACCAGGCAGGAAUUAUGGUUCGCAUUGACUCUAAAAAUUGGAUCAAGGCUGGUAUAGAGGUAUCAGAUGGUCAAAAAAUGCUAAGUAGCGUGCUCACCACCGGAGUUUCUGAUUGGACAACAGCUGUUUAUAAUGGCAACGCAUACGACUUUUGGCUGCGUGUAACCGUUGAGAACGGUGUUUUGAGACUUCAAGUUUCUUCCGAUAAGAAAAGAUGGCCACUUGUGCGCUUAGCUCCAUUCCCCUCUUCAGAAGAGUAUUUUGUGGGCCCUAUGGCCUGUACUCCCAAGCGCGGUGGACUGAACGUCACAUUCUCUGAUUGGAAAUUGACACCACCGCUAAAAAGAGAGCUGCACGAUUUAUCAUGA
Messenger RNA from Lachancea thermotolerans CBS 6340, 588 nucleotides. It is a transcript of the gene REE1, whose product is annotated as Ree1p. The record is from RefSeq and is a predicted model, not a curated record. The coding region runs from base 1 to 588 and encodes 195 amino acids. The transcript has a single exon. Lineage: Eukaryota; Fungi; Ascomycota; Saccharomycetes; Saccharomycetales; Saccharomycetaceae.